This is a messenger RNA of Lates calcarifer (barramundi perch), 5047 nucleotides long. It is a transcript of the gene ano5b, whose product is annotated as anoctamin 5b. Gene Ontology annotation, molecular function: chloride channel activity; protein dimerization activity. NCBI's taxonomy places the organism in Eukaryota, Metazoa, Chordata, Actinopteri, Centropomidae. Gene Ontology annotation, biological process: chloride transmembrane transport. Gene Ontology annotation, cellular component: plasma membrane. The record is from RefSeq and is a predicted model, not a curated record. Bases 266 to 3040 code for a protein of 924 amino acids. The transcript has 21 exons.
CUCCCCUUUAUGUGUGCCUGGUCUUCUCGGGUAGCACCAGGGAGCCCAGCGGGGCACAGAAUCAGUGAGGACCGUUAAUGAUGUAAAUAUAAUCCAUUUACCAUCUAUUGAUCUGUAUCGGACUCACCGAUUUCAGCGUGAGAUCAGCCUUUGUCGUUUCGCACGGUGGCGUCUCCAUCGACCUGACGGGAUCACAGCGGCAUCUUCACCGCCUUCCCCACUUUCCCGAGAAGGUGAAGGCUGCAUAAUAACACCGCCCGCCGCUAUGAGACGAAUAACGGGAAAGGCGAAGGAUGAAACUUUGAUCGAGCUGCAGAGCACGGCGGAUUCACAUACCGGAGAUGGUCCUGCAGUGUUGACCGCAUUCAGGAUAAACCUGCACUCAGAUGAAAACGGUGGAAAUGGAGUCAGUUCAUUAUCUGACAGAGGGACACUGCCUGGACAUACAGAGACGGACAAGCUACAACCAAACAAAGACACCGUGUUCUUCAGGGACGGAGUGCGAAGAAUAGACUUUGUGUUGUCUUAUGUGGACGACAAAGAUGGAGAAAAGAAACAGGAGAGGAGGAGGGAGUUUGAGGCAAACCUUGAGAAAGUGGGGCUGGAGCUGGAGACAGAGGACAAAUCGGAUUCAAAAGACCAGAAGACGUAUUUCUUGAAGAUCCAUGCUCCAUGGGAUGUUCUGGCCACCUAUGCUGAUGUGUUAAAGAUCAAAGUUCCCUUCAAGGAGAGUGAUAUCCCCCACAGUCACGAUGUCCCACUGGAGUGGCUCUCGCAACCUUUCCGUCUGCCUGAGCACAUAAUGCGCCCACAAUCUGACUACUUCACCUACCACUUCGACAAGACCAAGACCGACUUCUUCCUCAUCAAUGACAAGGACACAUUCUUCCCACCGUCCACAAGAAACAGAAUUGUGUUCUACAUCCUGGCUCGCUGUCCGUAUUACAAAGAGGGUCGGAGAGACAAAGACAAGACAGGAAUCAAGCGAUUGCUCAGCAACGGGACCUACACAGCAGCCUUCCCAGUUCACGACUGUCGAUACUGGAAGAGAGCAAGAGACGCUGAAUGUGAGAGCGAGCGCUACAACUUGUACAAGCACUGGGCCAAGUUUCUUUGUUUUUACAAAGAGCAGCCUCUGAACCUCAUCAGGAAGUACUAUGGGGAGAAGAUUGGGAUCUACUUUGCCUGGUUGGGCUUCUACACGGAGAUGCUGUUCUUUGCAGCCGUCAUGGGCCUUAUAUGUUUCACCUAUGGAGUGCUCAGCUAUGAUGACAACAUAUCAAGUAAAGAAAUAUGUGACGCCAAUAUCGGGGGCAACAUCGUGAUGUGUCCACUCUGUGAUGAAAAAUGUCCUUUCUGGAGGCUCAACACUACUUGUCUCUCAUCCUGGCAAUCCCAUCUGUUUGAUAAUGAGGGAACGGUAUUCUUUGCCAUAUUUAUGGGGAUUUGGGUAACUCUGUUUCUGGAGUUCUGGAAGCGGCGCCAGGCCCGGCUGGAGUACGAGUGGGACCUGGUGGAUUUUGAGGAGGAGCAGCAACAGCUCCAAAUCCGACCAGAGUUUGAAAUCAGAUGCACGAACAGGAGACUCAACAAGAUCACUCAGGAAAUGGAGCCCUAUCUCCCCAUCACCAGCAAGUGUGCUCGCUUCUGCCUCUCUGGAGCCACUGUUCUUUUCUGGAUUUCUCUGAUAGUUGCCUGUAUUAUUGGGGUCAUCGCGUACAGGCUGGCCGUGUAUGCUGCCUUUGCAAGUAUCAUUAAAGACCCCAUGAGGAAGAUCCAGUUGGUGGGCAGAUUCAUCACUCCACAGUUAGCGACUUCUGUCACCGCUUCCUGCAUCAACUUUGUCAUCAUCAUGAUCCUCAACUUUUUCUAUGAGAGGGUGGCCAUUUGGAUCACUGAUCUGGAAAUCCCAAAGACCCACCUCGAGUAUGAGAACAGGUUGACCAUGAAGAUGUUUCUGUUCCAGUUUGUCAACUACUACUCCUCAUGUUUCUACGUGGCCUUCUUCAAGGGCAAGUUUGUGGGUUAUCCCGGGAACUAUUCAUACAUGUUUGGCAGUUCCACCAGACUGAGGAAUGAAGAGUGUGACCCUGGAGGCUGUCUGAUUGAGCUGACCACACAGCUGGUGAUCGUCAUGGCUGGGAAACAGUUAUGGGGGAACAUUCAGGAGGCCCUGCUGCCGUUGAUGCGUAACUGGUGGAGUAGCAGAAAGGGGCGACACCACCCUGAGAACCAUUACAGCCGCUGGGAGCAGGACCACGUCCUGCAGAACUUCAGCCAGCUGGGCUUGUUCUAUGAGUACCUGGAGAUGGUGAUCCAGUUUGGCUUCAUCACUCUGUUUGUGGCCUCUUUCCCCCUGGCUCCCCUCCUGGCUCUGUUCAACAACAUCCUGGAGAUCAGGGUGGACGCCUGGAAGUUCACUACCCAGUUCAGACGACCGGUGGCAUCCAAGGCUCGAAACAUUGGAGCGUGGCAGGAGAUCCUCAACGCGGUGGCCAUUUUGUCCGUUGUUACCAACGCUUUUAUCAUGGCGUUCACCUCAGACAUGAUCCCACGCAUGGUCUACCUGUACGCCUACAGUGAAAAGGCCAGCAUGAAGGACUACGUCAACAACAGCCUGUCCAUAUACACCAUCUCACAUAUAACUUCACACAACAUGCUGAACCUGACAACUGACAACUGGUUGGAUAACUCGACCACCACCUGCAGAUACCGUGACUAUCGUUACCCCUCAGGCCACCAGAAUGCGUACGCUCGCACCAUGCAGUUCUGGCACAUCCUGGCAGCCAAAAUGGCCUUCAUCAUCAUCAUGGAACAUGUGGUGUUUGUGGUGAAGUUCUUCGUGGCCUGGAUGAUCCCAGACAUCCCGUCGGACGUGAAGGCGCGGAUUAAACGGGAACGCUACCUGAUUCAGGAGUACCUGCAUAACUACGAGGUGGAGAGGCUCAAACUCCAGCUGAGCGCCAGUUUCAUCACGGAGCCACAGUCAGAAAUGUCCUUGACGUCAGACAAGCACGAAGUGCUGUCUGAGUGCCUGUAGCCCCUGGACAUGUCUGUUGAGAACAUCCAUAUGCAAGGGCUUUUGUCUGGGGGAUUAAAAAAACGCUACUAUCUUUUAUUUUUAAAUGGACGUUAACAUUUGUCAAGAUAUACUCCUGUAUUAGGAUCUGUGUAGAGGCAUCAGAGAAACCAAAAAAAAAAAAAAAUGCAACAACUUACUCCGCUCACAUACUUUAAAUCAGCUUUUACAGUGGAUGAAACUUUUUUGUGCCAUAAAAAAUCAUUGGAAGGUGUUACAUUGAUACAUGUGAUACAUUCAAACUCUCCAUUUGUCAUGACUGACUGACUCUGUAUGUGCUGAUAGGGUUUUGAUGUUGAAGAUGUGACAUUAGGUGUAAUUAGUUAUGGCAUUAUUCAUUUAAUUUUCUGCGUGUGAUUCUUCUACUGAGAAACAAGACGAAGGACUGAACGGUUUGGACAAGAAUAUAUAGUACGUGUCAGUUGUGAAGUUGUCUGAUGGUAAUUGUGGUUGGGAGUUCAUAUCAUUUAACUAUGAAUGUAGUAAACAUUCAAACUUACAAAUAUAUCAGAUAUGAAACACAUUGAUAUAUAUAAGAAAAUUAACUAGGCGGUGCUUAUUCCUCAGAUUACUUUCUUUUAGAAUUGGUAGCUACAAAAUGUUUAGUUCCACUGAUCUAUAGCUGGGCUAUUAGAUUGUCAGUUCUGUUAUUUGAGUGUGCUAUGUUUAGGGAAGAGCUCUUUUUAAAAACUGUGCAUUUGAAAACCAAGUACCUCCAUUACACUGCCAUGAAUCCACCCUGUCAGUCGUAUCGUGGUGAGACAGAAGCUGCAGGCUCGUCGUGCUCGUCUCCUCCUCCCUGCUCCUGCUGCGGGACAAUUAUAAGAUUUCUACCAAAAAGAACAGAUCACAUGAAGAAAAUGUUGUUAGAAGAUCUCUGGACAGAUCCUCUGUUUUAGUACAAUCAGUUUGUGUGGAUGAGUUCAGGUUGAUCGUGUGUCAGCUUUACUCUUCACAUGGAUAAUAAAUGGCCUGUAUUUCUGUUCUCAGAUCAGAUUGAUAUGCUGUAGACAUACACAGUUGUAACCUUGAUUUCAGAGAUAUACGGAAAAGAGAAGGAGUUCUUGUGCCCUGGUUGGAAUCCAUGUGACUGAGGAUUUCAGUGAAGAAAAAAAACUCAUAUAAUAGCUGGAUACUAAGUGUUGCUGUAGAUAUGUUAUCUAUUUAAAUUUGUGGUAGGGCAAUUAAUUUAUUUAUCUGUUUCUGCUGUGUAGUCUGAAGCAUUUGUGUUUAGAGUCACUUCAUAAUCCUCUUUUUAAGAUGUUUUAUUAUCAUUUACUUGCAACACCUAAUUUCUUAUUUUGUACUAUUCACAGCUUCAUUUAAAUGACUAUCAAUCAGUGUUAGUCCAGACAGUUCAAGUACAUUUUAUGCUAUAAUAUACUACUUUGUCAAGGGCCCAGACAAGUAAAAAUCUCAUCUGAUUACAUUUCUUAACAAUAGAUUUCUAAUUUAUCAGUAUGGCUUUUUUUAAAAAUCUAGCUUAACAUGGAUUUGGAUUUUUCUGUCUUUGUACUGAGACUUAUUUGUGAUUUAUACUGUAAAUAAUGCAGCUGUGAUUCCAGCUGACAGAACAGUAAGGCUGACUUACUCCGACCUCAGGAUUAAACAUCGUCUAAUGUUUGUUGAGCGUUACCUGUCGAAACAGUAUCCAGAUGUCAAAUGUUUGCAAGGGGUUAGAGCAAGUUGCAUGAUGUUUUUUCCCAACAAACAAAUGCCUUAAAUGUCUGUGUUUACUUGUUUUUGUAUGAUUUUGUAACAACAGAGUUUCCUAUCUGAAUUCAAAACCUGUUUCAUAUCAUUUGUUGCUGCUGUUAGUCUCUGCAGAGUCAUCGUUUGUCUGGUUUGAUGAGCAUGAAUCGCUGUUAUGUAAAUAUUCUGUCAGCUGCAUUCUAAGCUAACUGUAACCUGUUGUACAGAGAUGUCAUAAAGCUGUUAAUAUUAACAAUAAAUGAAGAAAUAACUCUG